GAGAGUGGGGCGUUAAAUAAAGAGAAAACGGUUGUUCCAUUGAAAAAUUAUGCAUGUGUCCGGGUCCCACGUCUCGCCCUCUAGAGUCCCGGGAUACCGGGUCCCACUUUUCCCAUUUAUUAUUUUGCAUUUAGUGCUUUUGGAGAAGUUGUUCUGAACUUUUUCUGUUCUGACGUGGGUUCAGCUUUUUCUGUAUAAAUUGGGAGCUUAGACGACGUUGCAAAAUCCUGAGAACUUCAGUAUGAAUGACGGUUAUAUGCACGGCAUUAAUAAGAUGAAAAAGCCAGCGACUAAAGUAAUGGCGCCACCAGGUGGCCAAACUAGCAUCAACUUGUUUGGUGGAGAUGCAGAACCACCCCAGCAUACUGUUAACAAAUGCCAAGCUAGUAGAAACCAAUCCAGCGUUUUUGGUACCAGUAGCCAUGAGCAAAAGGUCCCCAGUAUAAAGAAUCCAAGUGCGGAAACAAAUGUGAAUGCUCGACAAGCUCCUUCCAAUGCUACUCCACCUGCUGCUCCUGAGACCAUCCCAGUUGCAGUUCAGCAGCCUAAUAAACCUGCAGAAAGACCAAGUACUAAAGUAAUGGCUCCACCUGGUGGCAAAACAUCAAUUAACUUAUUUGGUUGAAAUUAACAUAUUUGUUAAAUUGUCAUUUUAAAUCAACUGAACUUAAAAUUCAGCUAUGUUGGUUUAUAUAGUACAUACUCGUGUUAAUAACCUUUGAUUUUCUUCCUAAUACAACAAGCCAUUUUUUAUUUUAAGACUGUUAGACCUUAUUUAUACUAAUAUUUGGAUAUAUUUUUUUCAAGCAUAAAAGAAGCAUGGGCGAGAAGGGUAUACGCCAAAAAGAAAUCUAGAAAGUUAAAUUCUAGCAGAUAUUUCUUUUGCGGAUUAAAACUGCAAUAUUUUUCCCGUAUCUUUCAAAAUUAGUACACAAAAAAUUUUUCUAAUGUAACAAAUAGACAAUUUCUUUUGAUGCAUUGUAGAUUAAUUUUUAAUUUAAUAAUAUAACAGGAAAAAUUAC
Hydractinia symbiolongicarpus is the source of this 1022-nucleotide messenger RNA. RefSeq lists its product as uncharacterized. The transcript is spliced from 2 exons. The record is from RefSeq and is a predicted model, not a curated record. Lineage: Eukaryota; Metazoa; Cnidaria; Hydrozoa; Anthoathecata; Hydractiniidae. Gene Ontology annotation, cellular component: nucleus. The coding region runs from base 242 to 625 and encodes 127 amino acids.